Messenger RNA from Daucus carota subsp. sativus, 1187 nucleotides. RefSeq names its product transcription factor MYB102. The transcript is spliced from 3 exons. The record is from RefSeq and is a predicted model, not a curated record. NCBI's taxonomy places the organism in Eukaryota, Viridiplantae, Streptophyta, Magnoliopsida, Apiales, Apiaceae. The coding region runs from base 106 to 1137 and encodes 343 amino acids.
UUCUAAUUAUUCGGACCUACAUCUCCUGUACUUUUCUUCCCUCUUUAAAGACUUUCCCUCACUCACUCUCUCUCUCUCUCUCUCUCUCAAUCAUAUUUUUAAACUAUGGGAAGAUCACCUUGUUGUGAUAAGAAUGGCCUGAAGAAAGGGCCAUGGACCACAGAAGAAGAUCAAAAACUAGUUGAUUACAUUCAAAAGAAUGGCUAUGGCAACUGGAGAACUCUUCCAAAGAAUGCUGGGCUUGAAAGGUGUGGAAAGAGUUGUCGGCUUCGUUGGACCAACUAUUUGAGGCCUGAUAUCAAAAGAGGCCGAUUCUCUUUGGAAGAAGAAGAAGCUAUAAUCCAGCUACACAGAGUGUUGGGAAACAAGUGGUCAACUAUUGCAUCUCGCUUGCCUGGAAGAACUGAUAAUGAAAUCAAGAACUACUGGAACACACACAUUCGAAAAAGGCUUCUCCGAAUGGGAAUUGAUCCGGUGACUCACAAUCCUCGCCUUGAUCUUCUUGACCUUUCUUCCAUACUAAGCCAGCCUCUUUACAAUCCAUCUCAAAUGAACAUUUCAAGAUUGUUAGGGGUCCAAACCCUACUUAACCCCGAGCUUUUAAGGCUAGCCACUUCUCUUUUCUCUUCGUCCCAGCGCCACCAAAAUCCAAACUUCCUUCAACAAAAUGUUCAACAAAACAACCCUAUUAGUUCCAAUUCCGAUCAGCUAGUCACAAAUAAUCAACUAAUGCCACCGUCGAUGCAACCUAGCCAAGCUCAAGAAUUUCAAACCUUUGUCCCAUUCACUAAUGAUGCGCAAGCGCAAUUCAUGGAACCUCAAUUCACCGAAUUACUAAAUGACUGGGGGCAAUGCAAUGAAUUGGCUAACGGUAAUUACCCAGACUUCCAGAAUUACGGCUAUUACGGGUUGGAUCAGUUCGUGCCCAGCAUGCCAUCCGAGACCUCCGACUUCCAGUCCAACGGCAGCAACAAUAUGACGAGCUUCACAAAUAUUUCGUCGACACCAGCAUCAAGUCCAACACACAUCAACAGCACUAGUACUAUUGCAGCUGAAGAAGAAACGGAAAAUUAUAGUAUCAGUAGCAUGUUGAAGUUUGAGAUUCCAGAUAGUUUUGAUUUGGAUUGUUUCAUGUAAAUCAGUGACUUGAAUAAUUGUUAAUGAUCAAAGCGGUAAGUUUCAAGAUU